GUGUUCAUGAAGCUGUCGAACGUGGAUAACUAUAGACUUCGGCAGUGGCCAGGACCUCGAAAUGGAGGUCUUCUUAACACCAACACGACCAGAUGUAUGAGAUAUUCACAUUACAGAAGCUAUACUUUUAUUUUUGUGUACAGGUCGCCAUCCACGUGAUGUCUCAGGUAUGGGUUCAGAACCUAUUUCGCACUCCUUCAACUGCUUCGACCCUCCAGCAGACGGACAGACAAAGGAAGCAACCAUGGAUUCAACAGGCAAGACGGCAACGGCAUCAGGAGCAAUGGACUCGACGCUUUACUACAAGGCCGUAGGCUCGAUCGCCAUAUACUUCGCAACGGUCAUUUCAGCUCUCGUUGUGUGCAUCACCCGGACAAGGUUCUCGGCCAGCAAUGCGAUCUACAUCCUCAUCGCCGUCAGCUCACUUCUCACCACCUGGUACUAUAUCCUCUCCUGGUUCAAGAAGGAGUAUGAGGCACACGGAAGUAACCUCGACCGGUUUAUUCUUGAGUCCGACCUCUUUGUCCAAGCAUAUGCAAUUGUCACCAACACCCUCCCCAAAUGGUGGUGGAGCAGCCAACUCCUCAUCCUCACCGGCACCGCCUUAACCUGCUGGUCCGUCGAAGGCCAAUCCCUCCGACUCGAAACCACUACCCUUAACCAGCAAAACAAACGCUCCUCCCCUCAGCAACCCACGAAAUCCUGGACUCCGACCUGGUGGUUCGUCCUCCUCGGCUUCUUCGGCUCCAUGUCCGUCGGUGGGCCCCUCUUUCUUGCCCAACUUGAUCCCACAAAAAAAACUCGCCCCCACGCCCGCACCGUACCUUUGUUCCUCGCGCUCCUGAUCCUCCUUGGCGAGAAGCGCUUCUUGACGGUUAGCCUCCCAGUCCUAUACUUCGUCCUGGCUCUGAUCGCGCUUGUCAGUCACGUCAUGUACACGCUUCCGUUUGUAUUCUCACCCAUCAUGCAGCCCAGUACUCUUUACCGGGCACUCUGGUUCAACCAUUGUCAGACCUCCAUCAGUGCCGACCUGGUCUUCAACAAUCUUCUGGCGGCCGUGUACAUGUUCCAGUCGAGUCGGCAACUGGGCAAGCCUCAUGUUGCAGUCAUCUUGACCCUGGUCAUGCCCAUACUUUCCGUCAGCACUGUUUUACCGCUUUAUCUUGGAUGGAAGGAACGUCAAUCCGUCGUCAAAGAGACUGUAAAACCCAAGAAGGCAUAGCAUAUGCCUCAACUUUCCCCCUUCAUGUAUUCAGGGAUUA
This is a messenger RNA of Gamsiella multidivaricata, 1262 nucleotides long. RefSeq lists its product as uncharacterized. The coding region runs from base 170 to 1222 and encodes 350 amino acids. The record is from RefSeq and is a predicted model, not a curated record. NCBI's taxonomy places the organism in Eukaryota, Fungi, Mortierellomycota, Mortierellomycetes, Mortierellales, Mortierellaceae. The transcript has 3 exons.